AUGACGACACAAGGCGGGUCAAAGACAACUCAUUUACCACCACCGCUAACAGAGCCAAAACCCAAUCCAGGUGAAGGGCACAUUAUUUGUGAACUAUCAAAGUGCAGUGUAAAGCCAGUAUUUUCCACGUAUCGUGCUUCAUAUCCUUUAAAAUUUAUUUCUCCACGUACUCACUCACCUCACUUGGCAGCCGUUUAUCUUUUGACUUAUGGCGGAGGACUGGUAUCGGGUGACGUGAUCUCUGUGAAGGUAGAGUGCUUGGAGGGAGUUAAUUUAAUGCUACUUACUCAAGGUUCAACAAAAGUGUAUAAAAUGCGAAAUUUAGGACAGCAAAGACACAGCGAUAGUGUGGUUUUCAAGGAGACUAAAGAAGCUACUAUUGAAUCAGACACUUCACCAAAGACAACGAUAUCAUCGUCGUCAUCAAUAACACCUACACAGCAAAAACUUUAUGCGCGCAUUCACAAAAAUUCCCUCCUACUUCAACUUCCAGAACCGACAACAUGUUUUCGCGACUCGAUGUUCACGCAGCGACAAACAUUCACGUUGGAAGAUGAAACCGCGUCAGUCGUAUGUCUAGACUGGUUUACAAGUGGUCGCAUGUCACGCGGUGAAAAGUGGGAAUUUUUGCGAUAUGAAUCUGGUGUCGAUAUUCUUAUGGAGGAGAAAUUGGUGUUUCGUGAUGUGGUCUCGUUGGUUCAACAUCAUCCCAACCCCAAUCAGAAUCAGACCACAGUCUCUUCUUUUGACGAGAUUACGCAUAAUUUAAUUAAAGAUCGGCUAGAGCCGUAUCAAUGCUACGCAACUUGUGUGAUUUAUGGACCGAGAGUUAGGCAGUUGAUGCGACAUGUACUUGAAGAAUUUGAUUUGAUUGUCGUGCAUAAAUCGACGAGAAUGCCGGAAUUAAUUUGGUCGGCUUCUGUAUUAUCAUCGAAUAGCAGCACCACCAGUGUUAAUCAAAGUAAUGGUAAUAGCAAUGAUGGUGAUAAAGAGAAUCACUUGAGCGGUCUGGUUGUUAAAGUGGCAGGAACCACCACCGAAAUGGUCAGAAAUUUUUUGUGUACUGUCGUGUUAAAAGGGUUAGAUGAUAUUGUUGGUGAUGAUCUUUUUACGCGUGUUAUUUAA
Molecule: messenger RNA, 1125 nt
Organism: Ambispora leptoticha
Lineage: Eukaryota; Fungi; Glomeromycota; Glomeromycetes; Archaeosporales; Ambisporaceae
Source: the annotation of a GenBank genome assembly